AGAACUGGCUCACUUACCCUGGAUGUUUUCAUGGAGUUUGGCUAUGGACGAAAUGUGAGCAAGCGGACUGUCAGAUAGAUACAGGAGAUGGAGUGAGAUAUGUGGAGGACAAAUUGCUGCAUAAAGGUUCCAUUGUCACUCUCUCAGUCUUGCCACUGCCAGGAUGUUCCCCUGCCUGGCCCAUAGACCAUGGCAAGUUUUCUGCAGGGUCUACUUGCAGCAGCGAGCACAUCUGUCUCAGCUACCUCCUAGAAUAACACGCCCAUGCCAUGGUUGGCAAAGCGGAGGUAAGGGCCACAGCCUUUGGUUAAGUUUCCCUGACCACAGAGGGUCCUCUUUGGCUUGGGCACAGGUUCAGUACUAUUCUACUGCCGGCAGCAGUAAAGAUGGACCACCACAGGACCCUGAUGGGCCGAAACCCACUGAUAAAGCAUCCACUGAUCAGCACUCCACAGAGCCGGCCGCGGCUGGCGAUCCUUCUGAACCCAAAGCUCAAGGUUUAAUGAAAGCAGAAAACAUUCAAGUGAAAGUGAGGGCAGUACUGAAGAAGAGGGAAUAUGGCACCAGAUACACACAGAACAAUUUCAUCACUGCUGUCAGGGCAAUGAACGAGUUCUGUCUCAAACCCAGUGACCUGGAGCAGUUGAGGAAGAUCCGUCGACGCAGCCCUCAUGAUGACACAGAGGCAUUCACAGUCUUUCUGCGCUCAGACGUGGAGGCCAAGGCUCUGGAUGUUUGGGGCAGUAUGGAGGCACUUGCUCGAGAGAGGAAACUCAGGAGUGAGGUGGAGAGACAAUACCAAGAAAAUAUAUUUAGAAAUCAGAAACUGCUGAAGGAAUACAAAGAUUUCUGGGGAAACACAAAGCCUCGGUCAGGAAAGAGGGCAACUUUCCUCCAGGGCCCAGGAAAAGUGGUGAUGGUAGCUAUUUGCAUAAAUGGACUGAAUUUCUUCUUCAAACUCCUGGCCUGGGUUUAUACAGGAUCAGCCAGCAUGUUCUCAGAGGCCAUCCACUCCCUGGCUGAUACCUGUAAUCAGGCACUCCUUGCACUGGGCAUCAGUCAGUCUGUUCGCAACCCAGACGCCGUGCACCCAUACGGCUUCUCCAACAUGCGCUACAUCGCCUCCCUCAUUAGUGGAGUGGGCAUUUUCAUGAUGGGAGCUGGCCUGUCCUGGUAUCACGGUAUUAUGGGACUUCUGCACCCUCAACCAAUGGAAUCACUGCUUUGGGCAUAUUGUAUUUUGGCUGGAUCUCUGGUUUCUGAAGGAGCAACACUACUGGUGGCUAUUAAUGAGAUCAGGAAGAGUGCCCACAAGCAAGGAGUGUCCUUCUAUGAAUAUGUUAUGCAGAGUCGGGACCCCAGCACCAACGUGGUCCUGCUAGAGGAUGCUGCAGCUGUUCUGGGAGUGGUGCUGGCUGCUGGAUGUAUGGGUCUGACCUCACUCACAGGUAAUCCGUAUUAUGACAGCCUGGGUUCUCUGGGUGUGGGCACUCUACUGGGCACAGUCUCAGCAUUCCUCAUCUACACCAACACUGAGGCUCUGCUGGGCCGCUCCAUUCGGGCCGAGCACGUCCAGAAGCUAACAGAGUUCCUGGAGAGUGACCCUGCUGUCAGGGCGAUUCACGAUGUGAAGGCCACAGAUAUGGGGCUGAGUACAGUGCGGUUCAAGGCAGAGGUGGACUUUGACGGGCGGGUGGUUACGCGAUCCUAUCUGGAAAAGCAGGACAUUGACCAGAUCCUACAUGACAUUCAGCAGGUGAAAACUCCAGAGGAGUUGGAAUCUUUCAUGCUGAAGCAUGGGGAGAACAUCAUCGACACCCUGGGAGCAGAAGUGGAUCGUUUAGAGAAAGAGCUCAAGCAACGCAAUCCAGAGGUGCGACACGUAGAUCUAGAGAUUCUCUGAUGAUCCUGAGAAAGGGGAGCAGUGUCAGUAUGGCAGAGAACAAGCCGGACAACAGAAGGACGAUUUAGACGGUCUGGACCUUGAGUGACACUGCUCAGACCCACCAGUCAAAUGAAGUCUUACUUUUCAGAAAUCCUAUGUCAUCUAAGCACUCUCAGGAGCGAUGUUUCAGCCCGUUUUGUCAGCUUACAGCGCAGAAACUCUAUAAGGUUUGCAGCUACAUGCACAAUAGGCCUGAGAGAAUACACAUCCAGAAAUGCUGGUAUGCUUUAUUGGUGAGCACUAUUGAAAUGGGCUCAUGUUAAUGUACUGUAGUGCUGGUGUAGGAUCAGCCUCAGCCUCCUUACAUCUAUUUGAAUAGUGUUUAGCAGGAUUAAGAGGCAAAAGCUGAUCCUAAAACAGCACUCUGAGUUGAUAGACGUACAUAUGGCUUGAGGAAUAUUUCACAGAGCAGUUCAGCUUCUAUAACUUCAUACAAAACCCAAAACAGUUUUUUUUUAAUAAUCUUGGUGAAGCAGCAAACAAAGCACAGUCAUCUGGUCUUGGUAAGAAGAGAGAGCACAGGUUUUCACCAGUAAAGGAACAGAACCUCAUAUCCGUUGUGCUUCAAG
Colossoma macropomum (tambaqui) is the source of this 2514-nucleotide messenger RNA. RefSeq names its product solute carrier family 30 member 9 (gene slc30a9). Gene Ontology annotation, biological process: transmembrane transport; positive regulation of transcription by RNA polymerase II; zinc ion transport. Gene Ontology annotation, cellular component: nucleus; membrane. The transcript is spliced from 20 exons. Gene Ontology annotation, molecular function: monoatomic cation transmembrane transporter activity. The coding region runs from base 164 to 1903 and encodes 579 amino acids. Lineage: Eukaryota; Metazoa; Chordata; Actinopteri; Characiformes; Serrasalmidae. The record is from RefSeq and is a predicted model, not a curated record.